Pygocentrus nattereri (red-bellied piranha) is the source of this 5804-nucleotide messenger RNA. RefSeq lists its product as uncharacterized. The record is from RefSeq and is a predicted model, not a curated record. The coding region runs from base 394 to 3663 and encodes 1089 amino acids. Lineage: Eukaryota; Metazoa; Chordata; Actinopteri; Characiformes; Serrasalmidae. The transcript has 5 exons.
ACAAACCGCAAAAACAUAAAAUAUUAUAACAAUUUUGAAUAAUAAAUCUUAAUCAAGCUAGUAGAAUGUCUUCUGCGCUACGAUUGGCUAGUGCGUUUCCCCUUGCUAUGCUCUGAUUGGCUACUUACGCGGAGUCUUUCGGUCUCUCAUUGGCUAGAAGUUCUCAAUUCUUCUGCGGCCCGUUUGUGAGUAUAAGCUACUAUCCAAUCCCAGCACAGCAGAGGCGGAGUUAGUGUGAAUACAGGUGGAAAAAAACAACCGAAUGCAGUUCACAUUCAGAUCAACAGGUUUUCCCAGCCGGCUGCGCGUGGAAUAAAUGACCAGCUUUUGGUUUUUUUUUCUUCAAAUUCCAUCUGAACCCUCAGCUCGAUUCCUCUGAGAUCCAACAGUCUGAUGGCUCUGUCUCAGCUCCAGUGUCUGGACGACAACAACGUCAACUUGCGCACCAACGAGUCCAAGCCCGAGUUCUUCUACAGCGAGGAGCAGAGGCUUGCGCUGGAAACGCUUCUGGAAGCGGGACGGGAGGGUUUCGAGGAGUUCCUAAAAACCAGCAGCAUCCGCAGCUUCUUAUCUGACCUGGAGGUGGCGCGGCUGACCGGAUCAGUAGAAGCGUACAGGCCGGGCUCGCCUGAUGCCUCUGUGCGCGCUGACGGAGACCCUGAUGAAGCGCACGGCUCCCUGCAGUACUGGCCGGACCGCUCCGACACCUCACUGCCUCAACUGGACGUGGGCUGGCCGGACUGCGCGGCCUACCGCGGCGUGACCCGCGCGUACGUCUACGCGCAGCCGCCUUUGGAGGGUGACACGCACAUUAAAGAGGUUGUGAGAAAGACAGUUGCCCAGGCGCAGAAGGUCAUUGCUAUUGUUAUGGACUUGUUUACAGAUGUGGACAUCUUUAAAGAUCUCCUGGAUGCAAGCUUUAAGCGUAAGGUGGCGGUCUACAUCUUACUGGAGGCUACCGGGGUCCCACACUUCCUGAGAAUGUGCGAGAGAGCAGCCAUGCACACUGGACACCUCAAGAACUUGAGAGUGCGGAGCAUCAGAGGAACUGAGUUUUUCACUCGCUCAUCGAAGAAAGUAUGUGGCAGCCAAAGUCAAAAGUUCAUGUUUGUUGAUGGAGACAAAGCAGUGUCAGGAUCAUACAGUUUCACAUGGACUUCCUCCAGACUGGACAGAAACAUCAUUACCGUGCUUACCGGUCAGGCUGUGGACACGUUUGAUAAGUUAUUUCGGGACCUUUAUAUGAUGUCUAAUGGUGUGAGCCUGAACAAGAUUAAUCUAGUCGAUGAGCCCAAGCCAGAACCUGCUCCUCAGACAGCACCCGCUGCAGUGCCCUCGGCCGCUAUGGCCCUCAAACUCAUCAACCCAAAAUAUGCUCUGGUCUCCAGUAGUGCUACUGCCAAAAGCAACCGCACACCUUCUGAGGGAUGCAUGGGCAAGGUCACCAGCAAUAAACAGAUGAAAGAGGUGCCAGAGGCUCCACAAAUUCACCCUGGACUUCUCCACCUUGAAAAAGCCAACAUGAUCGAGUACCUGCCUAUUUGGCCUGAGCCUGACCCGCCUAGUGAUGUGAUUGGGUUUAUUAAUAUAAGAGACUAUAAUAAACCACUACAAGCCCACCUCAUGCGUUCAGAACUCUUUGAGGUUUCACAGGCCAUACGAUUCAAGGACCCCUUUCAUGUGACAGAGGAGCCUCUGCCUGAGAAGGCUUUUCCUAAACCCAGACUGGAGUUCCACAGUCCUCUAGCGAAUGAGCAACCCCUUAUGCAGCCUCAAACUAGCCCAGAGAAAAACAUCAGUCAAGGAAAAUCAGAAGCCAUGAGGACAACAGCUGUCCAAGGCAAUCAGAGACUUGAAAAUAAAGAUGAAGAACCAGACAAAAAUGAAGCAAAAGGUGUAGACCGUUAUAGUGCAGAGACCCCUAAUUGCAACUCCAAUUUUUCUUCUACAUCAGAGGAGUACUUUGAGUGUAGUGACUCUCUUGCUGUUGAAACUAUGUUUGAGGAUAUUGUUAAUGGUAUGCUGACUGGUUCUGGGUGUUCAGAGCAGGACUGGCACCUGGAUGACUCUAACAACACUGUCAGACACUCCCUGUCCUCCGUACCACUGCAGCUUGAGCAGCUGGCACUAAUGGCCAACUCAUGUGAGCAUGAGUCAAGCAAUGACAGCCUGAAAGAAACUGAAAAGCCCCAGCCUCAUUCCACACUACAAGAACGCAAGGAUGGACAUGUAACAGGGAUGACUAUUCACUCAGAGCCAGAGGACACAGAAGCAGCCUUAGCGAUCGAAGUUGACAGACUGUCUGAACCAGUUUUUAAAGAUGAUAAACAGCAAAUACAAGAAACAGAUGCUAGCUCACUGGCACCAGAGAGCAAACCAUUUGCUAACUCACUGGAAGCUAACAACGAUUCAUGUGGGGAAAAGUCAGAUAGGCAGAGUGAGGAACUACCACUACAUAAAAUAGAACACACAUCAUAUUCCGUAGAAAAUGAUGUGCUUGGCUUCAAACCUGUGAAAGUGGAUAAUGUUAAUAAAUCAGAAUUAGCAAAGAAUAAGUUGUCCAAAUCAGUGCCUUGGGGCAAAUUAGUAGCACCUAUUAUAUUUGUCCAUACAAAAACUGAGUCUCAGUCCAUAGUAUUCUCUGACAGGGUUACAGACGUGCCACUGCUGACGUUAAAGCCUGAACUGCAUUCAGGACUCAAUUACACAUCCAACCUCACUUCUGCUAUUGAGGUGAAUGAUGCCAAGCAUCAGAAGACCAUAGCUACCGUCAGUGCAGCUCCUCAGAGUGAAUCACAAGCUAAAAGAGUACAUGAAGAGAAUUGCAAUCUGCCUGCUUGCCCUGCUGAUACCAAAGAGCUGAAGAUCGCAGAGAAUUUUGAUCUUGAGCGGACAGUCGAGGUAAAGAGUGACCACAGCUCUGUGCCAGAGCUGAAGGAGAAUGCAGUAGAGCCAGCUGUGGACAUCACGGGCAAAACUGAGCCACCAGGACAGCAGACCGUAACUGGUCUAAAAGUUGCAAGACACAGUGCAGAUGCUCGUUCCUCAAUAAUGAAGCAAACCUUUCAAGAUGCGGGAAAAGAUGAACGAGUAAGGCAACAUACCUGUACAUAUCGUGAACACAGGAACCGGCCUGAGGCAAAACCCAAGUUAGAAGGAAAUGAGAGAAAGCUACGUCAGCCCUCACCUAAACCUACUCGAACACCCCAAGAUGCCAGAAGUGGUUCAACUAAAGCAUCUGUCACCAAACUGCACAGCAGUAAUCAUCCUACUAGGCCUAAUGCGGCAACACUUGGCACUCAAAGUUAUCCACAUGGAAAGCAGUUGGGGCAAAACAGGGCUGGUGAUGCACUACCAGCACUUCCUGACAAGCUUUUAACCCGGCGCAUAGCUACCACUAGGUCAAGCCAAAGUCAGCUUCGACGCCCUCGGACAGAGCCUUCACCGGGCCGUCUCAGCUCUUCCCAGAAACAGCCUCAAGCUCAGCUGGACAGAACCAGAGUCAUCCAAUCAGGCCAGUCCAACACCCGGCAGCGUUCAGCAUCCACAACAGAAGAUAGCCUGUCCUCUUCUGGCACAUCACACCUAAGGAGAUCAAGAAGCUCUAAAGAGAGAAUUACCCGACCCCCCAUCAAGCAAUCAGAAAAUGACCCCGAGUAUUAAAGGGAAAGAACAAGAGCCAUAAUUUUAGUCUUGCUGGUGCUUUAAUAUGUUUUAUGGUAGUAUGUGGUAUUUUCUAAAUUGUGGUUUCAAAUCACUGCCUAAUGUUACUGUCUGCAGUGAAAAACCUUGUAAAAUGUGAACGUGUGCUACCUAUUGAGUGAGCAAAAGCUGUAGCUGUUGGCAUCUCCGUUCUGCCUGGUUAAGGCUUUGACAGAGACCCAAAAGCAGGCAAUCUGCUUGUGAUAUGAAUGGGCUUUUUCUUGCCUCAGUGAAACCAGGCUCUGUCCCUCCUGCUGUGAUGCCGCUACCACAUCAGGUUUGUGCAGCACCUCGAGCCAUUUAACUUUACAUGCUUUCUGCAAAUUACAGAGAGACUUAUAUUUGCAUCUCUCAGGAAAGCAGUAUAAUUGGCUCUAUGAUUAGCCAUUUAUAUGGAAAUGGUCUGUUUUACUCAGCUGUGCCUUGGAAAUAAACAACCAGGAGUGUGAUUAAAUCUUUAUGUCUGCAAAUCCUGCCACUAAAUUAGAAUGUCUCCUUUCCUGCUGGACAGCUAUAGGGAGAAAAGGCAGACCAGAUGUUGCAAGUGAACAAAGAAAUGCUGUUUCUGGACGUUCUUAGAACGUAUUUGUUGAACAGCAGGGUGGAAGAGCCCAGAGCAGUAGCUCUUAAACCAGUUCUUAUGAUGAUUCCCAGGUCCCAAGACACUUUAACUAAGCCAUUAAAACACUGAAUACCUGCUAAAGGUGUGUUGGGAGCUGGAACAGAACAACAAUGUGGAUCAUCUAGGGGGCCCUGAGGACUGCUUUCUAGAGAAAGCCUUUUACUAAAGGACAGAUACCUUAAAAUGCCAUUCUGACUGAGCAAUUGACAGAGCGUACUGUGAUGCCUUUGCAAAUCACCUAAUGAAUGCAUGACAUUAAAAGCUGGGUGUGCUGUUCCUAAGGCUGUGGGUGGAGGCAUUUUAUGCUUUCAAAAAAAACCAAAAAAAUACAAAAGCUUUGUGUUGACUACACUUUACCCAUGCCUCACAAUGUCUAGAGAGCAGUCAGAAGUGGAAAAUUGCAAAGGGCAAGUUUUCAGAUCAAUUUUUGAGGAGCGAUUAUCAAUUCAAAUUUUCUCCCAGUAUGAUCCGGAUGAGCCUUGUGCUUAUACAGCAAGCAAAUGUGUCAUAUCAGCAGCAGCAGGCAAAUUGUAGCUGUAAGGGCUGCUGCAACAUUUCAAAUAAUGAGAGAAAGCAGAAGAGACAGAAAGAAACGCAUAUGGGCACAUGGAGGGUUUACAAAGUGCACUGCUACUUGUAUUAUGGGCAAAAUACAUUCCACUGUGUUCACAGACUUAAAAGGUGAUGAAAAAAAUACAUGUACAUAAAAUAAAGGGAAUUUACCAGUUCUUUAAAAUCUCUGCAUAAUUAAAUUGUUAUGAUGUGAACACAGUAAUAGAAAAUGUUUUGAUGUGAAAUGCACCAUUCUGGAGAAACUUGCUAAGUCCAAAUUGCAUAUAAUGGUGGUGAUGGGAACCAAAUGUCUGAAAUGUUUAAUGCUUGCAAAAGCAUUUGUGGUUGAGCAUUAAGAGGCGAAAUAGUCCAAACACCCCACCCCCCUUUCAGAUUUGGCACCAUUUUACUAUUAUCAACAUUAUAUACAAAAACUCAGAGGACAUGUGAAGGUUCACUGGUAGUUUUGAAUAAUAAAUGAAAUAAUUUAUACUGUACACAUAGUGAUCCCUGGUUCUUAUCACCACCACUGUAAAUGAAUCUGAGUGUUUAGUUUCUCUACAACGAACCAUUUCACAGCAAACUACCCUGAAUGACUUUGUUUACAUCUCAACUUUUAAAUGAUGCAGAAAUGUAAUUAAAUAAGUGGCUGCUAUAUAUGCUUACUUAGAGAACAAAUCUUGAGAAGUUCUAUGGGUGGGUGUAGAAGUUCCUCAAAAGCUUUUCUGCAAAAUCAGGAACAAUGAUGAUGUAAGUGUGCUGCUAAAAAUAUAAAGGACCUCCAGAGACACAAGAAGUGUGUUAUUAUUAAGCUCAUGAGUGAAAAAGAAACUCAUGGGUUUCUGCAUGAAGGGUCCAAAAUGUGAUCUGAUCUUAAUGUAAAUCAAUAAGAUCUUACUGUAAUAAUAAAAAGGGAACUUCUGUUUAA